Molecule: messenger RNA, 534 nt
Organism: Mollisia scopiformis
Lineage: Eukaryota; Fungi; Ascomycota; Leotiomycetes; Helotiales; Mollisiaceae
Exons: 2
Molecular function (GO): nucleic acid binding
Source: RefSeq, a predicted model, not a curated record
AAGACCCUCAAACGCCGCUGCAAAGAAGCUGGAUACUACUCUUGUAUCUGCUGCCAAAAGCCCUACCUCACUAAGACCCAAGCCAAUGCGCGGUGGCUGUGGGGGAUAGCACACAUGUUUUGGACUAUUUGGGAAUGGAGUCAGAUACUGUACUCAGAUGAGGUCACAUUUCAAGUUGGAGGGAAGAAAUGCAAGCAGAGGUGUAUUAGGAAUAAGAAGGAACGCUGUCAUCCUGACUGCAUUCAAUUCCAAAUGCAUAGAGGUGGCACUAUUCCUUUCAUGGAAGACGGCAACUCUGCUCACGGCCACAAGACUACUAGCAAUAUUUGUGCUACUUGGCGUACUUCUAUGGGUAUUACUCUAUUCCCCCAUCCUGCAGUUAGCCCUGAUAUGAAUCCUAUUGAGAAGUGCUGGAGGAGAAUAAAACAAGCUCUCCAUAGGCGCCUAAGGCAGCCAACAACUGAGGUUCAAAUGGUUGUAGUAGUAUUAGAAGAAUGGGACAAAAUUCCUCAGGAAUGGAUCAAUGGGCUUAUU